AUGUCUCUCUUCGUUCUUGCCGAAACGCCUGCAGGCUAUGGCCUGUUCAAGGCCGCAGACAAGAAACUGUUCAAACACGAUGACCUCGCUGCAGAGCUGGGUCGGCCCGAGAAAUUGGUCGAAAUGCUCAAGUUGAAGAAAUUUGUCAAGUUUGACAGUGCUGCCAUGGCUCUCGAGGAAGCCGCCACUCUCAAGGAAGGCAAAGUGCCUGCUCUUUUGGCUACAUUGCUUGAGGAUCUCAAGACGGAGAAGAAGGCUUCCAUCGCCGUCGCUGACAUGAAACUGGGAACGGCGAUCUCAAACCUGCCGCAAUUCAACAUCUCCCCCGUAUCCGGCUCCAACACGAUGGAUGUCUUCCGAGGUAUUCGUGAACACCUCUCAUCACUCAUUCCUGGCCUGGAGCAGGAAAUCGUCGAUCGCAUGUCCCUCGGCCUCUCCCACUCGAUGUCCCGUCACAAGCUCAAGUUUUCUGCCGACAAGGUCGACUCCAUGAUCAUCCAGGCUGUCAAGCUGCUCGACGAUAUGGACAAGGAGUUAAACGUUUACGCUAUGCGAACCAAGGAAUGGUACGGCUGGCACUUCCCCGAGAUGGCCAAGAUUCUCAAUGAUAAUCUUGCCUAUGCUCGAGUCAUAUUGGCAGUCGGUAUGCGAACCAACAUGGCCGACACCGACCUCUCGGAGAUUCUGCCAGAAGAAGUCGAGGUCGCCAUCAAAGCCGCGGCAGAAAUCAGCAUGGGUACCGAGAUCAUGGACGAGGAUUUGGACAACAUUAAGCUCUUGGCUGAGCAGGUCAUCAAGUACUCCGAGUACCGCGCGAAUCUUUCCUCCUACCUAGAGACCCGUAUGCGAGCCAUCGCCCCCAACUUGUCUGCUCUGGUUGGAUAUCUGGUUGGUGCGAGACUCAUUGCUCAUGCUGGAUCCCUCAUCAACCUUGCCAAGUCGCCUGGCUCCACCAUCCAGAUUCUAGGUGCCGAGAAGGCCCUCUUCCGUGCUCUCAAGACCAAGCACGACACUCCCAAGUAUGGCUUGAUCUACCACUCUUCGUUGAUCGGUCAGGCCACCGGCCGCAACAAGGGAAAGAUUGCUCGUAUGUUGUCUGCCAAGACCGCACUUGGUCUGCGCGUCGAUGCGUUGGGCAAUGACGACGAGGAGGAUGAGGAGCAACGAGCCAUUCUAGGACUGAGCGCCCGCAUCAAGCUGGAGAAUUACCUGCGGAAGAUCGAAGGCAAGCCACCACUGCCCAAAGGUGCCAAUGUUGCUCCGUCUGGUGAGAUUCUCGGUGCCGGUGCGUUCGUCGUCAAGGAAACCCGACGAUACAACACCGAUGCCGAUGGCAUCGCCUCUGAAGAGGUCAACGGGAGUGCCACCCCCAACAAGAAGGAAAAGAAACUCAAGGACAAGAAGAAGGCCAAGGUCGAAGUCGUCGAGGAAGGCUCAGACGAGGAGAUGAAGGACGGCGAGGACGGCGACGAUGGCGAGAGCGACGAUGGUGCCGCCACCCCCGCCAACAAUGUCACUAAGCUGUCAAGCGCCGAGUACGAAAGAUUGGCCCAACUCGCUGGCUUAUCAGUCAAGAAGUUCAAGCGAAAGUACGAACGCGGCGACGUGCAGCUCAACGCCGACGGCACCCCCAAGGUCUUUAGCAAAAAGGAGUUGAAGAAGCUCCGCAAGGCUGAAGUGCAGUCUACACCCUCAAAACCCGAGCCCAGCUCAGAGAAAAGGAAGAAGAGAAAGCACGAGGAGGAUGCCGACGAGGCCGAGUCCAAGAAGGAGAAGAAGCAGAAGAAGAAGAAGCGCCACUCCGAUGCCGAGUAG
Messenger RNA from Ustilaginoidea virens, 1815 nucleotides. RefSeq lists its product as uncharacterized. Lineage: Eukaryota; Fungi; Ascomycota; Sordariomycetes; Hypocreales; Clavicipitaceae. Bases 1 to 1815 code for a protein of 604 amino acids. Gene Ontology annotation, molecular function: snoRNA binding. The record is from RefSeq and is a predicted model, not a curated record. The transcript has 3 exons. Gene Ontology annotation, cellular component: box C/D methylation guide snoRNP complex; small-subunit processome.